Spodoptera litura is the source of this 1488-nucleotide messenger RNA. Lineage: Eukaryota; Metazoa; Arthropoda; Insecta; Lepidoptera; Noctuidae. The record is from RefSeq and is a predicted model, not a curated record.
AAUGCCGGCCAUACACGCUACGGUCUACCGGAAAGGUCCACCUGUGCAGGUAUGCCUGCGCAGGUCAACCGAACAUUGGUAGCGUGUAUGGGUACGUUCCGGUGUAUCGGAGCGGUCUUCAGUUCUUUUUGCGAUGGCAUCGAAUGUGGACGAAGACACGCUGGCAUUGCUAGGUCUUGCUUUAAUUUUGAAGAUGAAUAAUACGAAAAAGAAGCGAAAAAAGUGGUGUAAGCAUUGGUUAUUGAAAAGAAAAACAUAUAGUCAUGUUAAUUUAUUAAGUGAAUUGAAAUUUGAACCAGAAGAUUUUAAAAACUAUCUUCGAAUGGACGAGAAAACAUACCUUAAAUUACUUGAAAUGGUUACUCCUAUGAUAAAAAAAGAAGACACAGUUAUGAGAAAUAGUAUUUCUGCGCACGAAAGAUUAUCAGUCACAUUGAGAUUUCUCGCAACUGGCAGAAGCUAUGAGGAUCUAAAAUUUUCAGCAAUUAUUUCGCCUCAGGCACUUGGAAAAAUUAUUCCUGAAACAUGUGAGGCUUUAUAUAAAGUACUCAGAAGAGAUUAUUUUAAGUUUCCUAAAUCUGAAGAAGAGUGGAAAGAAAUAGCAAAGAUGUAUGAAGAACGAUGGAACUUUCCUCAUUGUCUUGGUGCAAUAGAUGGAAAGCACAUAUCGAUUGUUCCACCGGCUAAUAGUGGAUCGUAUUUUUAUAAUUAUAAAGGGCAACAUAGUGUGGUUCUUAUGGCAAUUGUUAAUGCAAAAUACCAAUUUAUUUAUAUAGACGUUGGCAUGAAUGGCAGAAUAUCCGAUGGAGGGGUUCUACAAAACACUAAAUUUUUUGAAAAAUUAGAAAAUAGUGAUUUACAUAUUCCAAGCAGUGAAUUGUUAACAGGAAGUAACCGAAAUUUACCAUAUGUAUUUGUGGCAGAUGACGCGUUCCCAUUACGCCCCGAUAUGAUAAAACCGUUUCGACAGGCAGAUUUAACAUCGCAAGAAAGAAGAAUCCUGAAUUACAGAUUAUCUCGCGCGAGACGGACUGUUGAAAACGCUUUCGGGAUAAUGGCAUCACGAUUUCGGAUAUUUUAUACUCAUAUAAAUUUAGAACCCGAAAAUAUCGAUAAAGUAGUGAAAGCAUCUUGUGUAUUACAUAACUUUUUAAUUGAACACUCAAAAAAGUCUUAUGCACCUCAAAAAUGUUUUUAUCGAGAAAACUCUGAAAACGGGACUAUAAUAUCUGAAGGAUACAAUACACAAAAUAGCACCAUGGUAAACUUGGAAAGAAGAAACCCAGGAAAUACUUUGAACAACGCGAAGAUAGUCCGAAACAAUUUUAUGAAUUAUUUCAAUCAGGAGGGAAGGGUACCAUGGCAAAAUGAUCAUGUAAAUUAAAUAAUACCUAAGGCUGAACGGGCAGAGUAGGUACAUAGUUCUAAAUAGUUAUAGUUGUAAAUAAUUAUGUUAUUAUUAUAUUACUUAAUAAAAAAAAAUACUAC